UUUAGGAAGACGAGGAGUUUCCUCUAAAAAAAAAGGAAGACGAGGAGUCACAGCGGCGAUUUAUAUUAUUGCUUCAACCCCACCUUUUAAUCUAUCCAAGUAUUUCCUAACUAGAAACUACAAAACUCGCUUCAAUUAAGAUCUUCUUCCUACAACAAUGAGUGACGUCUCUGCUUCCAGUGGAUGUGAACGAUUUUUUGAGGAAACGAGGGAUGUUUCGCCUGCGAACUUGCUGAUGAAAAUUGAAUGUUUUUCGUUAUUCUCAAAGUAUGGGAUUGACAAGUACGAAUCCAGGACAUUUGAAGCCGGAGGCUAUAAAUGGAAACUGAUAAUAUAUCCUGAUGGUGAAAACGACUACCUUUCUGUAUACUUUUCCAUUGCUGAUGCUGAAUCCCUGCCUGAGGGGUGGGAGGUUAAUGCCAUAUUUGCCUUCUUCGUGCACAAUCAACUAAUGGACAAUUACCUCUGCUUUCGAGGAACAACGCGCCGUUUCAAUUCUGUUAUUAAAAAAUGUGGAUUUUCUAAGAUGAUGUCUAAGAAGAGUUUAAUGGAUCCAAGUAAAGGUUAUGUUGUGGACGAUGGUUGUGUGUUUGGGGCUGAAGUUUUUGUUAUCAAAAGCCAACGUGUCAAUGAAUGUUUGAGUUUGGUUAAAGACACAUCUGUGUUUAAGCGCGAAUGGAAGAUUUCGGGAUUCUCCAAACUGGGAGAUGUCUGGAAUUCGGAAGAGUUUGAUGUUGGAAAUCACAUAUGGAAAGUUCGGUUGUAUCCGAACGGGGAGACUUCGCUCGAAAAAGGCCGCUAUGUCUCCAUCUAUCUUGUGUGUGUUGGUUCAGAUGAGUUUGGUCCUCAUCAGAAGGUGAAGGCAGCGGUUUUGAUGUUCCUAAAAGGCAAGCUCAAUGCUACCCACCACUCUUACAAUUUAAAUCAUUGGUUUAUAGCUAAUGAAGGUUGGGGAUUUAACGAAUUUAUAUCAAUUGAUAAAAUGUUCAAAAGUGGCUUCCUUGCUGACGAUUGCUGCUGUGUAGGAAUUGAAAUCACCGUUGAAGCUGUUGUGCUUGAUGCACAUAAAAGGCUAAAAUCUAGCUAGUUUUGAUAUUACUAUUUUGUUAAUUCAGAGAAAUGAUAGUAAUAUUUUCUAUGCAUCUGUUUUGGAUUGUUUUGAUAUUACUAUUUUGUUAAUUCUGGGAAAUGAUGUUCGCUAUUUCUUGUUAA
This is a messenger RNA of Salvia miltiorrhiza (redroot sage), 1212 nucleotides long. Its product is annotated as TNF receptor-associated factor homolog 1b-like. The coding region runs from base 158 to 1087 and encodes 309 amino acids. Lineage: Eukaryota; Viridiplantae; Streptophyta; Magnoliopsida; Lamiales; Lamiaceae. Gene Ontology annotation, molecular function: protein binding. The transcript is spliced from 6 exons. The record is from RefSeq and is a predicted model, not a curated record.